Messenger RNA from Drosophila ananassae, 1843 nucleotides. RefSeq lists its product as uncharacterized. Gene Ontology annotation, molecular function: glutathione transferase activity. The record is from RefSeq and is a predicted model, not a curated record. NCBI's taxonomy places the organism in Eukaryota, Metazoa, Arthropoda, Insecta, Diptera, Drosophilidae. Bases 297 to 1790 code for a protein of 497 amino acids. Gene Ontology annotation, biological process: glutathione metabolic process. The transcript has 2 exons.
GGGAAGGCAAAUAUUUUAAAGAGAGAAUUGAUAACAGUUAAACUUUAAAAACGGUUUAAUCUAUACAACGUGUUUCUGCUGUUAAUAGCGAUAGUACCAGUUACUAAGGUAUUUGUCGACUUUUAUUUAGCGCAAUUGACCGACAUCACUUAUCACAAGAAAUAUGAGAGAACUACUACUACUCUACCCGCCACAAGUUCGUGAGAUUUUUCUAACAAACAACGCCAUAUAAACAAGAGCCCCUGGGUGAGCGAUUCAGUAAACAAGUUCCUCCAAGAGAACGAACAAUAUACGAUAUGGAUUUCUACUACAGCCCUGGCAGUAGCGUUUGCCGGGCGGUGAUCAUGACCGCGAAGGCAGUGGGCGUGGAGCUGAACAAAAAGUAUCUGAGCGUAGGAAAGGGUGAUACUCUCAAUCCGGAGUUCGUGAAGCUCAAUCCCCAGCACACCAUUCCCACCAUUGUGGACAAUGGAUUUGUGCUCUGGGAGUCGCGUCCCAUCGCCAUUUACCUGGUGGAGAAGUACGGAAAGAACGAUUCCCUCUACCCCAAGGAUCCCCAAAAACGAGCCGUCGUCAACCAGCGCUUGUACUUCGAUAUGGGUACACUGUACUCCGCUUUCUCCAAGUUCUACUAUUCCAUUUUUCGACCAACAAAGCCCGGAACUCUCGACGACUACGCGAAGAUUCAAGACGCCUUUAAGUUGCUGGACACCUUCCUCGAAGGCCAGGACUACGUGGCUGGGGACCAACUCACCAUUGCGGAUAUCGCCUUAGUGGCCACAGUUUCCACCUAUGAGUCCGUCGACUUUGAUUUCAAAAAAUACUCAAACGUAACCAGGUGGUACGAAAACUGCAAGAAAGUAGUGCCCGGUUGGGAGGAAAACUGGGAAGGCGUGCAAAGUUUCAAAAAACUUAUUCAAGGAGGCCUGGAUGAGUUCAAAAAGAAAUACGGUUUACUCAAUCCUGAUAAAAAGUCGUCAACGCGAAACGAAAUCAAUUCCAGCCCGAAAAAUAGAAGAGAACAUGCCAGCCAUGACCAGCAAUUUUUAUUAUUUCACAAUCUCAAUGCUAUAUAUAAGGGACGCCCACUUUCAUCACCUCAGUUUACGAUCCACCGGCACACAACAUUCAACAUGGAUUUCUACUACAGUCCCGGAAGCAGCGGAUGCCGCACCGUUCUCAUGACCGCCAAGGCUGUGGGCGUGGAGCUGAACAAGAUUAUCCUGAACCUGCGGGAAGGUGAACAGCUGAAGCCAGAGUUCGUGAAGCUUAAUCCCCAGCACACCAUUCCCACGCUGGUGGACAACGGAUUCUCUAUCUGGGAGUCCCGCGCCAUCGCCGUUUAUUUGGUGGAGAAGUACGGCAAGGACGACUCCCUCUUCCCCAAGGAUCCCAAGAAGCAGGCACUGGUGAACCAGCGAUUGUACUUCGAUAUGGGUACUCUGUACGCCGCAUUCUCCAAGUACUACUACCCCCUGAUACGCACCGGUACUCCCGGAUCUGAGGAAGAUUACCAAAAGAUCGGAACCGCCUUUGAGUUCCUUAACACCUUCCUCGAGGGCCAGGAUUACGUGGCCGGGGACCACGUAACAGUGGCGGACAUCGCCAUUGUGGCCACUCUGUCCACCUUCGAAGCCAUCGAGUUCAAAGACUUCAGCAAAUACUCCAAUGUCGCCCGGUAUUACGAAAACGCCAAGAAAGUAGUUCCCGGCUGGACGGAGAACUGGGAGGGUCUGCAGGCUUUCAAGAAACGUGUUCAGGAAAUACAGGCUGAACUCAAGAAGAAUUAAUGUUAACAACAAAAUAAUUUAUUAUAUUGAAUAAAAAAAAAAUGAAUAUUUUA